AUGGAACCUAGUCCCAGGGUGAGCGAUGAAGGACGUGACCAUAAGGACCCCCUCCUCCUGGACCUUCUCCACAACGCACGGUCCACUGCUGUGCGGGACGAGUUCCUGCGCUUGCCAGCGGAGACUUACACCGCUGACCACGAGAUCAAGAUCCUGGAAGUCGUCCCUCUUAACGCCUCAAAUGUGGUCCUGGGUGGCAGCGGCGAGAACGUCGCUCGCUGGGACGCCCUCGUGGCCGACACACUGAACGCUGGGCUCUCACCACCUCGGGCCAAACCGGCGCCCGACGAUGGCCGGGAGGGCAGGCAGUCCCAGGCGCGGGACCUGUCGGCACGCCUUAGCGAUGUCCGGCUCGCAGACGCAGCUGAAUCUGGUGGCGAAAGCACGCUUGACCGGGAGGCGAGCGCCGACGCCGCCGCCCCCACGGCUGGCGAGCGCUGGGCGGCAGCGGACCCCAGCGCCGCGCUCACCAACGGCACCGAUCCGUCCCCUGCGGCAGAGGAUGGCGUGGAGUACACCCCGCGCGAGCCGAGCGUGAGCAGCCCCGCCUUCCUCUCCCCCGGCACCUCCUCCACAUCCGACCAGGAGUACCAGUCCGGGGACGAAUCCCUGGACACGCGCAUCGAUGGCGACCCUGCCGCCUUUGUGCAGGUUGCCGCGCGGCAGCUGGUGGGCAUCUACCUCUCCAUCUGGGUGCGAGCCUCCCUGCUGCCUCACGUGCAUGGCAUCCAGAUCCUGUCGGUGGCGACAGGCAUGAUGGGCUACCUGGGGAACAAGGGCGCGGUGGCCAUCCGAAUGCGGCUGUACGACACCGGUGUGUGCUUUGUCAGCUCCCACCUGGCCUCGGGCGAGAACCCUGGCGAUGAGGCAAAGCGCCACUACGACCACGCGGAGAUCCUGAGGCGGGGCUACUUUGGCGACGCCACCACCGCCUCGGUCGCGAGGCCCACCCUGGGCGCAGCCACCGGGUCCCUGACCCCAGACGUGCAGCGGGUGGCGGGCCCUGCAGUCCGGGGCGGGCACUGGGGGCCCGCCCUGUCGCACAUGAUGGCCACGCAGCACGUCUUCUGGAUGGGGGACCUGAACUACCGCCUGCAUGGGGGCGGGGCGGGGAGCACGACCAUCCUCAAAGCCAUUGCUGAAGGCGAGCUCGAGUCCCUGCUGGCCAGGGACCAGCUGCUGCAUGCCAUGCGCAGCGGCGCGGCCUUUGCCGGCUGGCAGGAAGCCCCCAUCCGGUUCCCCCCGACCUUCAAGUUCAAGCGCGGGUCGCCGCGAUAUCUGGGGCAGGAGGGCGAGGGCAGCGCCAGCCCUGGCCUCGGCACGGCAGCAAACCUGGCAAGCAGGGCAGCAGAGGAGGGUGUGGCUUCCGUCCCCCCUCUCAACGAGGCUGGCAAGGCUGGGACCCCACCGGAGAGGCCGCGAACGCCGGCCUGGACGGAUCGCAUCCUGUUCAAGAGCCAGACCCCGCACCUCAUCAAGCAGACAGCUUACAUGUCGGCGCAGGGCAUCCAGCUGUCAGACCACAGGCCCGUCAGCGCCGCCUACCUCCUCGUCGCUCACGAGUAUCUGCGGCACGAGAUUGAGGCAGCGAUCGACGUCGCGCGGCGGCUGGUGGACGCCAAGGAGAUGGCGGCCACGCCGCACUGCCAGCUGUCGCCGACGUCCGUGGACCUGGGGGUCCUGGGCUACAACGAGGCCAAGGAAGUGGAGCUGACGCUGCGGAACGAGGGCCAGGCCCCAGCCAUUUUCCAGGUGGUCCCUACGCCCGGCGGCCAGAGCUGCCCCUGGCUGGAGGUCGUGCCCUCCCAGGGCUCUGUUCCAGCCGGCGGCCGCCGCACCGUCGCGCUGCGCGCGCUGGUGUCCGGUGGGCCAGGCGGCUGCGCGGACGCCCUGCUCUCCUCCCGGGCCUGCUCGCUGGAUGCGGUGCUGGUGCUGCGCGUCGCGCGCGGGAACGACAUGUUUUUGGCCGUGGGCGGCGCCUACCGGCCCUCCUGGAUGGGCCUUCGGCCCCGCACCCUGGCGGAGCGGGGGCCCUACCCCAUGUCCAAGCUGUGGCAGGCGGGCAAAGAUCUGGCGCGCCUGAUCGAGGCGCUGGAGGAGGAGGAGGCGCUGGGCACCCCCGGCCUCUUCAUGGUGGACGCGUGCGAGCUGGCCCCGGGGACGGCCGACCCCGAGCCCUUGGCGGCCAUCCGCGAGGCGCUGGACCGCGGCGCGGCGGCCUGGCCACGCGGCGUGGGCCCGCGCGACCUGGCCGCCGCACUGCUGGCCGCGCUAGCGGCGCUGCCGGAGCCGGUGUUGCCGGAGGGCGCCAAGGCGCUGUGCGACGUCGCGUCCCACACCACCGCCGCCACGGCCAUGGGCGUCGUGCGCGGCUCCCUGAGCGGGCCGCGGCUGGAGCUGUUCGAGCGCGUGCUGGGACUGCUGCGCGCCGCGCUGGCACCGCGCCGCGCGGAGCGCAACGGCCUGGCCCCCGCCGCGCUGGCGGUGGUGCUGGCGGAGGUCAUUGACCUGGGCACAACCUACUCCUGCGUCGGCAUCUGGCAGCAUGACCGUGUGGAGAUCAUCCCCAACGAGCAGGGUAACCGUACCACGCCCUCGUACGUGGCCUUCACCGACACGGAGCGCCUGAUCGGCGAUGCCGCCAAGAACCAGGUCGCCAUGAACCCCAUCAACACUGUGUUCGAUGCCAAGCGCCUGAUCGGCCGCAAGUUCAACGACGGCAACAUCCAGCACGACAUCUCCCACUGGCCCUUCAAGUCCUUUGUGGGCGCCGACAAGGAGGUGAAGAAGGCGGUGGUCACCGUGCCCGCCUACUUCAACGACUCCCAGCGCCAGGCGACCAAGGACGCCGGCGUGAUUGCGGGCCUGGACGUCAUGCGUAUCAUCAACGAGCCCACCGCCGCCGCCAUCGCGUACGGCCUGGACAAGAAGCACGCCACCACCGGCGAGCAGAACGUGCUCAUCUUUGACCUGGGCGGCGGCACCUUUGAUGUGUCCCUGCUGACGAUCGAGGAGGGCAUCUUCGAGGUGAAGGCCACCGCGGGCGACACCCACCUGGGCGGCGAGGACUUUGACAACCGCCUGGUCAGCUUCUUCGUCCAGGAGUUCAAGCGCAAGAACAAGAAGGACAUCAGCGGCAACCCGCGCGCGCUGCGCCGCCUGCGCACUGCCUGCGAGCGCGCCAAGCGCCAGCUCUCCUCCUCCACCCAGGCCUCCAUCGAGAUCGACUCCCUGUACGAGGGCAUCGACUUCUACUCCGCCAUCACCCGCGCCCGCUUCGAGGAGCUGAACAUGGACCUGUUCCGCAAGUGCAUGGACCCGGUGGAGAAGGUCAUCCGCGACGCCAAGAUGGACAAGGGCCAGAUCCACGAGGUGGUGCUGGUCGGCGGCUCCACCCGUAUCCCCAAGGUCCAGACCCUGCUCCAGGACUUUUUCAACGGCAAGGAGCUGUGCAAGAGCAUCAACCCCGACGAGGCCGUCGCCUACGGCGCCGCCGUCCAGGCGGCCAUCCUGAACGGCGAGACGCAUGAGAAGGUGCAGGACCUGCUGCUCCUGGACGUCAUCCCCCUCUCCCUGGGCCUGGAGACCGCGGGCGGCGUGAUGACGACGCUGAUCGCGCGCAACACCACCAUCCCCACCAAGAAGGAGCAGGUGUUCUCCACCUACUCCGACAACCAGCCCGGCGUGCUGAUUCAGGUGUCGUAA
This is a messenger RNA of Auxenochlorella protothecoides, 3705 nucleotides long. Its product is annotated as Heat shock cognate 70 kDa protein. The coding region runs from base 1 to 3705 and encodes 1234 amino acids. Gene Ontology annotation, cellular component: cytoplasm. The transcript has 19 exons. The record is from RefSeq and is a predicted model, not a curated record. Gene Ontology annotation, molecular function: misfolded protein binding; phosphatase activity; ATP-dependent protein folding chaperone. Gene Ontology annotation, biological process: phosphatidylinositol dephosphorylation; protein refolding; cellular response to unfolded protein. Lineage: Eukaryota; Viridiplantae; Chlorophyta; Trebouxiophyceae; Chlorellales; Chlorellaceae.